Copidosoma floridanum is the source of this 7748-nucleotide messenger RNA. RefSeq names its product brahma chromatin-remodeling complex ATPase subunit-like. Lineage: Eukaryota; Metazoa; Arthropoda; Insecta; Hymenoptera; Encyrtidae. The record is from RefSeq and is a predicted model, not a curated record. Gene Ontology annotation, biological process: regulation of DNA-templated transcription. Gene Ontology annotation, cellular component: nucleus. Gene Ontology annotation, molecular function: histone binding; ATP binding.
CGAGCCGUUCGUUCGAAACCGACUUUGGAUUGAUUUCACAGUGCGAAACUGCGAACGAGGAAAAGCGAUAAUUGAUUCGGGGCUAUUCGUGCAAGGGAUACUCUCUCGUCGCUCUCGUAACGAAAGAAAGCGCAAAGUAAAGUACCCCACACAAGUUUAACAUAUAAAGAGCCGAAGCGCGUGCUGCUCCGAAAUAAAAGGGAAGGAGGAGCAGUAUAGAAGGAAGUCUCUCUCUGGGCCCUGGGCGCUGGCACAUAUUUUUCUCUCUCCUUUCAAUAUAUCCUCUCUGUCUUUUCUCUGGGGCCAUAAAGCGUAGGCUAGGUUCCUCUGUUUGUUGAGUGCAUUCCAAGAAGGCAGCAGGACUCGAGCUGUUGUUGAAACGCUGUGUCCUCCGGGGAACGAAAAAAACAUCACCGAGGAAAGUUAACUGCUGCAAAACGGAGCAGUGUGUUUCUGUGUGCUUGUAUUAUAUAUAUAUAUAUAUUUUUUUAUAUAUACAGAGGGUUCGCGCGGCAGCGGCUAUGUUUUUUGAUAUGUAUGUACUGUAUAUAUAGUUAUAGUGGCUGUGUUGUAGUCGAUUGACGACGACCGUCGGUGUGCGAGGAUACAUACGCGCACACAAUCACACGGAGCUUCAGAUGAAAGUUAGCUAAAGAUGAGCACAGCUUCGGGUAGAUGAAGGCCUCGUCGCCAGUGGGGAAUUAAGGUUAUGUAAAAUGUAGAUAUAUCACACAUACUAUACUGGCAAGAGGAAAAAAGAAAGAGAUCAUCUAUCAUUGUAAAUACAUACGAAGAUCGAGAGGGUAAGAAUCCCUCGAGGAGCUAGGACGCCGGGAGCAGUAGUGAAGAAAAACCAACGUGAACGUGAACGUUGCCCAUGGACUGUUCACUGAACGAGAUUACUUGGUAGUAGUGGUAUUGGUGGUAGUGAGUAGUGUGCAUGGAGAGCGUGUGCGAGCCGCCUCCGCUGCUGAGCUGAUCAUCAUCAUCUAUGGAUCGCGAGCUCGGCGCCCCAGUGCUACUACUGCUUCUGCUGCUACUGCUGACCGCGACAAAAAUAAUGCGCGCACGGGCUUCCUUCAAAUGGAGCACAGUGAUACAACCGCUAAUGUUUCAGCUAGCCGGUGACGUGAAAAAGCUAUCGCUAUUACCGUCGAUGAAGCCGUCGUCUUCGUCGUUGUCGUCGUUGUUGUUGUUUUGUCGCGCUUACUAAUAGGACCAGCUAACUAGCCGGUCAUCUAGACAGACAGACAAACAGCUAUAGCUAGCUAGCCGUCUUAGCGUUAAUGAGCCGAAAAGUGAGUAAAACGCAGCUACAGGCCCGCGCUACGUACAAAGGUGCGCCUCCUCCUUGCAGGGAUGCUGCCACUGCUACAGCCGCUGCUGGCGUCGUCGGUGCCGCUGUGAGCCUCGACGCCGCUGCACAGGCUGGCACUGGUGCCAGUAGCGGUGGCAAAAAGCCAAAACGGUCCUCGUCGGGCCGUGGAGGAGGAGGAGGAGUACACCAGCCUUCACCAAUGCCGCCACCGCAGGUACCACCCAACCAGAUGGGUCCGCCCCAGCAGGCGCCCUCGCCAUCCAAUCAUCCUCAUAGUCCGGCGCCUGGCUAUCAGGAGGGCCCACCACCCCAGCAGCAGCCCAUGUCUCAGCAGACUCCUCCACCACCACCCAUGUUUCCUCCACAGCAUCCUGGGCAACCACCUCAAGGAUAUGGUCCUCCACCACCACAGCCUCAUCAACAACCACCACAGAAUUAUCCUCAUCCCCAACAAAUGCCACCAAACAUGCCGCCACAGCAUCAUCCUCACAGUCCUUCACCGGGAUAUGAAAAUGUCCAGUCUUCUCAAAUGCAAGGAGUGCCUCAGCAAGGGAGUUACCUUACCCAGCACCCGUCGCAUCAAGUUCCUCAUCACCCGCAAUCUCAUCAUCCACAGUCUCAUCAACCGCCGCAUCAAGGACCUCACCAAAGCCCGCACCAAGGUCCUUAUCAAGGACCCCACCAAAGCCCUCACCAAGGUCCACAUGCAGGGCCUCAUCAAGGAUCACAAAGUAUGGGAAAUCAUCAAGGACCUCACCAAAGCCCGCACCAAGGUCCACAUCCAGGGCCACAUCAAGGAUCACAUCAAAGUCCACAUCAUCAGAGUCAACAUCAUCAAGUACCUCAUCAAAGCCCACACCAAGGUCCGCACCCAGGACCACAUCAAGGACCACACCAAAGUCCGCACCAAGGUCCACACCCAGGACCACAUCAAGGAUCACAUCAAAGUCCACAUCAUCAAAGUCAACAUCAUCAGGGUCCACACCAGAGUCCUCACCAAGGUCCUCAUCAAAGCCCACAUCAAAGUCCACAUCAAAGCCCGCAACCUGGAGCUCCACAAGGUCCACCACAUCAAAGCCCGCAUCCAGGACCUCCACAAGGGCCACAUCAGAGUCCUUAUCAAGGUCUUCCACAAGGACCGCAUCAAAGUCCGCAUGUAGGGCCUUCCCAAGAACCACAUCAAAGCCCGCAUCCAGGACCUACACAAGAACAACAUCAAAGCCCGCAUCCAGGACCUCCUCAAGGACCACAUCAAAGCCCACACCCAGGAGGACCUCCCCAAGGACCACAUCAAAGUCCACACUCGGGACCUCCGCAAGUACCACAUCAAAGUCCACACUCAGGGCCACAUCAGAGUCCUUACCAUGGGCCGCACCAAAGUCCGCACCAAGGUUCACAUGCAGGGCCGCAUCAAGGACCACAAAGUAUGGGAAACCAACAAAUGUCGGUCGGCUCGGGCAGUUCAGUCCCUGGUAGUCCAAUGAGUGCUGGUGUCCCAGGAGGUCCGAUGGGUGCUAGCGGUGUCAGUGGCCCAAUGAGUUCUGGAGGGCCUGGUCCUAUGAACGCGGGAGUUCCUGCUGGUCCUAUGAACACGGGAGGUCCCGGUGGUCCUAUGAAUGCAGCAGGACCAAUGGGUGCUAGUGGUCCAAUGGGCGCCACAGGUCAAAUGGGUUCAACGGGUCCUAUGGGUGCCUCAGUUCCUCCUGGAGGUCCUGGAAUGGGGACAAUGGGCAGUCCCAUGAAUGCGAUCGGUCCUGGAGGAUCUAUGAAUGCUACUGGACCUGGUGGAUCGAUGGGUUCUAGUGGCCCCAUGAGUUCUGGUGUUCCUGGAGGGCCGAUGGGUGCACCUGGCGUUCCUGGAGGUCCGAUGGGCCCCGGGCAUAUCAGUCCCAACACGCAGAACGGCCCUCCUGUGUCUAGCCCUGGUAUGCCUGGUAAUAGUCCUGGCAGUAUGCCUGGUCCGGGACCUGGGCCCGGUCCGGCGCCUGUACCUGGUCAAGGCCAAGAAAAUUUAAAUGCAAUACAAAAAGUGAUAAAUCAAAUGGAAAAGAAGGGACUGCAGGAGGAUCCUCGCUAUUUGCAACUUCUUGCUUUAAGAGCAAGACAGGGCAGCAAUGAAAAUCAACUCUUUAGUCCGCAACAGCUGCAACAAUUCCACGCCCAAAUAAUGGCGUAUCGUGCGCUAUCACGCAACCAGCCGCUGAGCCCGCAGCAAAUGAUGGCCGUGCAAGGUAUCAAUCAGCGACCGGUUGAUCCAACGCAAGCUGGACCCAUGGUCCCAGCUGGCCCACCAGGCGGGCCGCCUCCACCGCCACCUCCACCUCCACAUGCAGUCAUGGGCGUGCCGCCGGGAUUCGCUGGGCCGCCACGAAUGAUGGGUCCUGCUGGUCCGCAGCCGAACCAGAUGCCACCGCCUCCGCAGCAGGGUCCUCAACAACAAGGGCCGAGUCCUCAACAGCAAGGACCACAGCCCAGUGGUGCCAAAACGAAUCGAGUGACAACUCUGCCGAGGCCAGUCGGCAUCGAUCCUCUUGGCAUACUGGAUGAACGAGAGACUCGCGUCGCGCAGAGAAUCGCCUUGCGAAUCCAGCAGCUUGAGAGUUUGCCGCCCAACUUGUCCGACGAGGUGCGCACCCAAGCGCAAAUCGAGCUGCGCAUGUUGCGCGUACUGCAUCUACAACGGCAGCUUAGAUCGGAAAUUCUGGCCAAUACUCGGCGAGACACGACCCUGGAAACUGGCGUUAACUUGAAGGCCUAUAAGCGCGUAAAACGUCAAGAUCUGCGGGAAUCACGAGCCACGGAGAAGCUUGAGAAGCAGCAAAAAUUGGAAGCUGAAAGAAAGCGCAAGCAAAAGCACCAAGAGUUCCUGUCGUCGGUGCUACAGCAUGGUAAAGAUCUCAAGGAGUUUCAUCGAAACAAUAUUGCCAAGCUGUCUAGGCUUAACAAGGCCAUAAUGAAUUAUCACGUAAAUGCCGAAAGAGAACAAAAGAAGGAGCAGGAGAGGAUAGAGAAAGAACGUAUGCGACGCCUCAUGGCAGAGGACGAGGAGGGUUACAGAAAGCUCAUCGAUCAAAAGAAAGAUAAACGUCUUGCUUUCCUUCUAUCUCAAACUGAUGAGUAUAUUGGAAAUCUCACAGAGAUGGUCAAACAGCACAAGAUGGAACAAAAAAAGAAGCAAGUCGAGGAACAAAAGCGCAAGAAGAAAAAAAAGAGGUUGUCGAUGGAAGGCGAGAAUGGCGAGGGAUUCGACGGCGAAGAUGUCCGAGUCGAGGUGAUGGAGACCGCUACUGGUCGUACUUUAAGUGGUGACGAAGCUCCGUUCCUGAGCCAACUGAAUGCAUUUCUCGAAUCGCAUCCGGGCUGGGAGGCUGUAGAGACUGACAGUGAAGAGGACGACGAUGACGAAGACGAAAAUGGCCAAGAGAAUGAAAACGGAAACGAAAACGAUAGAUCAUACGUAGAAGAGUUUAAGCAUAAAAAGACCAUACAGAAGACCAAGGUAGAGGACGACGAGUACAAGACUGAAGAGCAGACGUAUUAUAGUAUCGCUCAUACCGUACAUGAGAGCGUCACGGAGCAGGCAUCUAUCAUGGUAAAUGGUCUGCUAAAAGAAUAUCAAGUCAAAGGCUUAGAGUGGAUGGUGUCGUUGUUCAAUAACAACCUCAAUGGUAUUUUGGCAGACGAGAUGGGUCUCGGUAAAACCAUCCAGACGAUAGCCCUGAUCACGUACCUCAUGGAAAAGAAGAAAGUGAACGGACCUUUCCUCAUCAUUGUUCCUCUGUCGACGCUCUCGAAUUGGAUACUUGAAUUCGAAAAGUGGGCGCCUAGCGUCGUCGUUGUUUCGUACAAAGGAUCUCCGGCCGGUAGGCGAACAAUACAGUCGCAAAUGCGUGCCACCAAGUUUAACGUUUUAUUAACCACGUACGAAUACAUAAUCAAAGACAAAAGUGUCUUAGCUAAGCUCCAGUGGAAGUACAUGAUCAUUGACGAGGGUCACAGAAUGAAAAAUCAUCAUUGUAAAUUAACCCACGUGUUGAACACUCAUUAUAUCGCGCCUCAUCGUUUGUUGCUUACCGGUACGCCCUUGCAAAAUAAGCUUCCCGAGUUGUGGGCUUUAUUAAAUUUCUUGCUCCCGUCUAUCUUCAAAUCCUGUAGUACGUUCGAACAGUGGUUUAACGCGCCUUUCGCCACUACCGGUGAGAAAGUUGAACUUAACGAAGAAGAAACGAUUCUUAUUAUUCGCCGUUUGCAUAAAGUUUUGCGUCCUUUCUUGCUGAGACGCCUCAAGAAGGAAGUUGAGUCUCAGCUGCCUGAUAAAGUAGAGUAUAUUAUUAAAUGUGAUAUGUCGGGUCUGCAAAAGGUGCUCUACAAGCACAUGCAGAGUAAAGGUGUGUUAUUAACUGACGGCUCGGAAAAAGGUAAACGCGGCAAGGGAGGUGCGAAAGCUCUCAUGAACACUAUUGUGCAGCUCCGAAAGCUUUGCAAUCAUCCCUUCAUGUUCCACCACAUUGAAGAAAAAUACUGUGAGUAUUUAGGUAUUCAGGGAAGUGGUGUGAUAACCGGGCCUCUCUUGUACCGCGCGUCUGGCAAAUUCGAAUUGCUGGAUCGAAUUUUACCCAAGCUGAAAGCCACGUCUCAUAGGGUACUAUUGUUCUGUCAAAUGACGCAGCUAAUGACGAUAAUGGAGGACUAUCUGAAUUGGCGCGGAUUCCUGUAUUUAAGAUUAGAUGGAACAACCAAAGCUGAAGAUCGGGGUGAUCUGUUGAAAAAGUUUAACGACCCAGGCUCCGAGUUCUUUCUGUUUAUUUUGUCGACGCGAGCUGGCGGUCUUGGUUUGAAUCUCCAGGCGGCAGAUACUGUAAUUAUUUUUGACUCCGACUGGAAUCCCCACCAAGAUUUGCAAGCGCAGGAUCGAGCUCACCGUAUUGGACAGAAAAACGAAGUAAGAGUACUGCGACUGAUGACCGUAAACUCUGUGGAGGAGCGAAUCUUGGCUGCCGCCAGGUACAAGCUCAACAUGGACGAGAAGGUCAUUCAAGCUGGUAUGUUUGACCAAAAGUCAACGGGCUCGGAGAGACAGCAGUUCCUCCAAAGCAUAUUGCAUCAAGAUGAUGCAGACGACGAGGAGGAAAACGAAGUUCCGGAUGACGAGACGGUCAAUCACAUGAUUGCUAGAAGUGAAACUGAAUUCGAAUCGUUUCAGAAAAUGGACCUGGAAAGAAGACGAGACGAAGCCAAAAUGGGCCCAGCUCGCAAGGGCCGUUUGUUGGAAGAGUCUGAACUGCCUGAAUGGUUAGUGAAAAACGACGACGAAGUAGAAAAAUGUUGUUACGACGAGGAAGAAGACAAAAUCUUAGGUCGAGGCUCGAGGCAGCGUAAAGAAGUCGACUACACCAAUAGUCUCACGGAAAAAGAAUUAUUGAGAGCUAUUGGUGAUGAUGGCGUAGAAUUCGAAGAAGAGGAGGAGGACGAUAAAAAGAAAAAACAGACGAGAAAAAGGAGAAAGAAGGGUGACGAGGACGAGGAGCCCGUUGUAAAGAAGAGGAGAGGUGGCUCAGGCAUCAGUCCUAAGUUAAAGAGGAGUAUGAAAAAAAUCAUCUCCUGCGUGGUGAACUACACGGAUAGUAGUGACGGUCGAGCGCUCAGCGAGCCCUUUAUGGAGCUUCCGUCGCGCCGCGAGUUCCCAGACUAUUACGAUAUUAUAAAGAAGCCGCUGGCCAUCAACAAGCUCAUCCAGAAGAUCGAAGAGGGCAAGUAUACGGACCUUGACGAGCUCGAAAAAGACUUUAUGCAGCUCUGUAAAAACGCACAAAUCUAUAACGAGGAAGCGUCGCUUAUCCACGAGAACUCGAUCGUCCUGCAGUCUGUGUUCACGAACGCCCGAAAGAAGGUCGAGGCCGAGGGCACAGGCUCUGACGACAAUAAGGAUGAGGAUGGCUCCGAUGCCGAGUCCAACGUCAGGAUGAAGAUCAAACUAAAGGGCAGGAAGAGCGAGGGUGGCGGCCGGGGCGGUCGAAGAAAGAGAAUCAGUAAAAAGUGUAUUUCAGACGACGACGACGAUGCUGAUGAUCAUUGAGUGUAUAUAAGCUUUAGAAAUCUGUAAGGUUUUAAAUUAUAUUUCGAUAAAUUUUUUCUUAUAAGUAAAGUAAAUAUGGUUCAUGAGUUUUAAAAGAGACACCGAGAGUCGAUAAACAAACAAAAAUGAAGCUAAAUCAAUUUUUUAAACAAAAGAAAGCAUACAAAUGUAGGAAGUUUAUAGACAUUUUUUUAAUUUUAGGUACACUUAUAGUGAAAAAAAAAAAACUCUAGACUUGAAUUUCCUUCUAUUGUCCUAUUUCUAAUUUUGUCUGUAAUCAAGAACUUUCACAGAAAAUGGUAAUUGUGUAUAAUAAUAAUUAUAUACAGUAAAUGAGAUAGAUCGUACUAAAUA